Messenger RNA from Gracilinanus agilis (Agile Gracile Mouse Opossum), 1032 nucleotides. RefSeq names its product basic salivary proline-rich protein 3-like. The record is from RefSeq and is a predicted model, not a curated record. The transcript has 2 exons. Lineage: Eukaryota; Metazoa; Chordata; Mammalia; Didelphimorphia; Didelphidae. Bases 1 to 1032 code for a protein of 343 amino acids.
AUGGUCGCAAGUGGAGCUGACGAUGGGCCGCGCCCGAGGGGUGGCAUCGGCCGGGAUGGCAGCGCUCGGCCCAAGGGAGAGCCCCGCCUCCGGGAGCGGCCCGAGAGGGAGCCGACGGCCCCUGAGCAGGAGGGCCCUCGGCUGACCAGCUCCGGCUCCGGCCCGGCUCCACCUGGGCUCCCUCCACGCGGCGGCUCCUCCGUCUCACUUCCAGCCUUGGAGAGGGCGCCCACGCCGGCUGGCAGCGCGGUCAGGGCUCUCCCGGGGCUCUCCCGGGGCUCUCCCGGGGCUCUCCUGGGGCUCUCCAGGGGCUCUCCUGGGGCUCUCCUGGGGCUCUCCCUGCGCUGGCGCCUCCCCAGCGGCCCUGCUUGGAAGGAGAAGGCCGAGAGCAGCAGGAGAGGCUCCCCGGCUCUCCCGCUUCCCUCCCCGGCCCCGCCGGCCAUCUCCGCUGGGCCGUCCCGUGGCUCUCCCGAACGCCCCAGCCCUUCCCCAGGGGGUUCUGGGCUCCCCGGAUUCUGUCCCCAGAAGGUCUCCAUCGCGCCCGGCCUGGCCUGCAGGCUUGGCUCCCCCGGGCGUCCCCCGCCUCCUCCUGGGCUCCCGGAGGGCAGGGCUCGGAGGCCCCUGAGAGCCCCAGGCCCGUCGCCCCGUCCCUGGGCCGGAGACCAAAUGAACGAUGGCCGCCAGAGACAUCCUCUGUGCCUGGGAGAACCGCCAAGGCCCCGGCCCUGCUCCUUCUCGUGGCCCACAAGGGAAGGAGCUCCUCAGGUAGAAGCUGCAAGGACGGGGCGUCCCCUGCCUCCUGGCAGGCCCCGGGCAGCCCCUCACCCAGAGGGGGCGUCUCAGGGCACCCGAGAUCAGUCCCAGCAGCCUUCCUUCCCCCGGGACGCUCCCGAGCGGAGCCGGGAUCUCCCAGCGGCAGGUCCAGGAGGGGUGAGCCUCCCGCCGCCCGAGCGGCCGUCAGAAUCCUUCCUUUCCCAGGACCUGGAGGACCAGAACGAGGGCCUCGGGCUUCCCCCGCACCCGCAGCCCUGA